AUGUGCCCCCUACAGCUCACCUAUGACGCGGUUGUCACUUACAUCAAAUACUCUGAAGGUUACCUGAUGGUGCCCGUCACUGGAGAAAUCAUCACCAAGCCGGAAGAAUACUGGAACAACUUUCACCAACAAGUGUCAAUUCCACUCGAUUACGUGCUAGGUAACGAGGUAUACACCGAGGCCAUGCCGCAACUUGCGUACGGUGCCAUUAUGUUCAUCAUUGCACUUUUGGGUGUGAGGUCGAAUCAGAGAUUCUCGCGAUUGUUGGGAAAACCAAAGAUUUCCAAUGCACCGCAGGCGAACAUAGUGGCCAAAUUAGAGUACUUCAAGGAGAUGAAUCAAUAUCUAACAUGCGCCCUAUUCAUCGGAUCGGCCUCUAUUAUCGCAUUGAGCGUUGACGCGUUGACACCCGCCAGAUUUCUUAACACUCACAAAUUUGCCAUAGAUCUUUUAAUAUGUCACGCCAAUUUUACCAUCUGGAUCGUGUUUGUCACUUUAAUCCUCAUCUUUUAUCCUUCCGCAAAUUCUCUUCCCGAAUUGGUCACCGAAAAAGGUCUAGCAUCAACAAUUGUCAUAAAAUCCAUGAAAGCAAGCGAGAAUAGCCCGUGGUCAUCACAAAUCAUAUCGAAAAACGACCGUGUAAGUUGGUAUUUGGAUAUGCCCGACGACUCGAGUAGCAUCCCCUCCACUCCAAUCACUACAAAGAACUACCAUGAUCGAAAUUUCGGUGUAUUUCAGAGUGGCGAUGGAUCAGUGACAUUGGACAUUUUUCCUCCUCAGUCCACAUCACCGCACGGACCCCAAGGCGCACCAUCUUCAUUCUACUUCUCAUCCAAUGCACUGCUUCCGAGUCCCACUUAUCCACCCCAGGUUGCGAAUCAAAAUUCGGUUCUGCCACCACGAAUCACUACACAGCAUAAUAGCCGGCGCUCGGUUAGUUUCUCGAAACCGUCGCCUGUCGAAUCUCUAAAAUACCCCUCGUCACCCGUGAAAAAUAGAAAUAGUUUGACAUCGUUGAACUCCCUGCCAACAUUUCCACCGCCUAUUACCCCUCCGCCUACAACGUCGCCGCCACCCAUUCCUACGUCGAAAAGUGUGCCGGUAACUUCCAUUAUGACAAGUUUAUCAACGGGGACAUCUCCGAAAAGAACUCAGAGGUCCGUGCCAUUAAACGUUCCCAACACUCCGAUAAUCAGAGUAACCGACUCGCAGACCUCAUUAAGAUCAAAAGCACUGUUUCAAGAGAUUGGAAGUGAUGUCUCUGUGAGAUCGAAAGUAUCGCAGGAAAAUAAUGACACAAACGUGAUAGUAAAUGAGAAAUCUACGAUCAAUGCCACCACGAAAUUGGACACCAGAGUGGUGGCGCCUUUCAUGUUCCAGGACGAGCCACCUCCAAGGGUGGUCACCGUUGCUCUGGCAAACGACAGGAAUGAGGAAAAUAUGAAAGAUAUCGAAAAUGCUACUUUAAACAUUGAACAAAGAAAAUAUAUAGAAAAAGAUAGAAUAAUAGAGACCAAUAAAACCAUAAACGAUUCAGAGAAACAAUAUUUGAAGGAAGAUGAUGGAAGUGGCAAUGAAAAACAAACUUUGGAAACGUCAUCAUUCGAAUAUUCGCAAGAGGAAGUUCAAAGUGAUUUUAGUAAUGCCGAUGAAGAUUCUUUUGCUUUAGAGAAAUCACUAAUUAAAAUAUCACCCUCGAUAAAAGAAGGAUCGGAUGAUGAAAAGAAUUCUUUACUUUCUUCAUCAAUUUCACCCACAAAAUCCAGCUCAUCAAAAUCGGCGACCCCGACACUCACAAUAACAACAAAAUCAUCUCUGCAAGCUACAUCACAAAAACCAAAGUCAACUUCACGUACGAACACGGUCAAAACAUCUUCAGCUGUAACGCCACUUAAGUCGGCACUUAAGACCAAGUCACCAACCAGCAAGUCACAAAAGUCAACAGCAUCGCCUGUUUCCUCUGAAAGCAGCUCCCGAACCUCAUCACCGACAUCACCUUCGACACCAGUCAACUCUCUAGCUACGCCGCUGUCGCGUGUCUCAACGCCCAUUAAUAAUAACAAGAAGGUGGGAUCAAAUAUAUCUUCGCGGACGUCGUUGUUGGUAUCCAACAACAAUAAAGCUAAGUCGACCUCGACCGGAAAUAGUGCAAGACGGGGGAAUGAUGUAAAAAACAGGGUCAUUAAGAAUUCACCAGAAGCUGUCGUUAGCGGCAACAGUAAAAAUAUGGGUCGAAAAUCAGAAGGCGCCCCGGAAAGUUAUGUCGACAAACAUGUGGGCUCCAAAGAUACAAAAAAUGCGACUGACAAGCCACAGACGCGAGAAAGAUCCGACAGCGGUUUUCACGGGGAUGAUCUGAAUUUAAUCGUGCCAAGUGAAAGCAGCUAUUUGGAAAUCGGGAAAGACGGCGGUUUAAAAAAUGAAAAGAUCACGAGCUCAAGUAGAGAAAAAAAUAUCCGCUCAGAAAAUAAGAAGAUGGUGGGUUCAAAGAGCGAAAAGAAAGCCAACUUGAAGAGCGAGAAAACUGUUGACUCAAAGGAUGAGAAAAAAAAAUCAAAGGAUUCUGAUUUAAAAAGCGAUAAAAGCAAUCGUAGUAGCUUAAAAGAUGUGAAAAAGAUCAUGGGAAGAAUUAGAUCGAGUAGCUCUUUGAGUACUUCGAGCAGCGAGAGUAGCAGGAGCAGUUCGAGUAAUUCAAAGUCAAAAAAGAUUAGCAUUCGCAUGUCGGGGUCAUCAUAG
Molecule: messenger RNA, 2736 nt
Organism: Acaulospora colombiana
Lineage: Eukaryota; Fungi; Glomeromycota; Glomeromycetes; Diversisporales; Acaulosporaceae
Source: the annotation of a GenBank genome assembly